Messenger RNA from Podarcis lilfordi (Lilford's wall lizard), 2985 nucleotides. Lineage: Eukaryota; Metazoa; Chordata; Lepidosauria; Squamata; Lacertidae. The record is from the annotation of a GenBank genome assembly.
AUGCAGACGAUGGUGCCCUUAGCCACAUUUCUCUUUGUCUUUUCUAUCCUUAAACCUGGUCAGUUGUAUUAUUUGUACUUGAUUGUAGAGGGAAAAUGCCAUCCUGCAGACUCUUUUAACGUUUAUGAGCAUUCUUUCCUUUUAUAUUUUCAAGUGCUGAACUAGGUUACCUGAGAUGUUUUCCUUCUUUUCUAUAAUAGUGAGAAGCAUGAACAAGUGCAGUCCCAUUUUCAAAAUUAUUGGAUCGCAUCAUUAAAAAUAUUUCACUUUGUUCAGAAAGAGCAUUAAGCAUUAUUUAAAAGUUAAAAAUGCAACAGUUUUAUUAUGUUUUAGUAUGUUUUUGUAUAUGCUGGAAGCCACCCAGUGUGGCUGGGGCAACCCAGUCAGAUGGGCAAAGUACAAAAUAAUAACAAUAAUAAUAAUAAUUGAUAUUUCUUUGUUUUAUAAUCUUGCCUUUUCCCCAUUUAUUUCUGCCAGGAUCCCCCUCUGAAAUUCGACUGACUCAAUCUGGUGAGGGAGUUCGGAAACCUGGAGAAUCCCUCCAGUUGACCUGUGCUGUCUCUGGUUACACCAUCACUGCUGGCUAUUAUUGGCACUGGGUCCGCCAGCCUCCAGGGAAAGGAUUGGAAUGGAUAGGAAGGGGACAUUACAGCAGUUCAAGAUGGAACACAGAAUAUGGUUCAGCCUUCCAGAGCAGGAUUUCCAUCUCUCUUGACUCAUCCAAGAAUGCAUAUCAUCUCCAGCUGAAUUCCCUGACAGCUGCAGACACAGCCAUGUAUUACUGUGCAAGGGAACACAGUGACACAGAACAAGUCUUUCAUCUGUACAAAAAGGAGAAGCAUUCCUUUUUUCUGUUUCUGCUGCAAGUUCUUCCUUCAAUGAGCAACUUUUUCAUCCAGAAGGCAUUCAAAAUUACAUUUAUUGUUAUAAAAAAAUGUGUGUUGCCUGCAUUCAAUGAAUUCUUUUCUUCUUCUACCUUCCAACCUGGGAAGGUAGCCCAUCUAGGAGAAGCCCAUCUCCACAUGAAAUCCUGAAUCUCCAGAGAAAUUCAGAAGGAUCUGCACAUUAAAAUAAAACUGGGCAGACAGCGUGUCUAUAAAUAUUAAAGCACUGCUCCUCUGGUUUAUCAAAUAAAUUUCCAGGAUGAUGAGGGGAGUGGGGAGAAGAAGAGUUCUGUGACUGAUAAUUUCUUAAACUGGUUAUAACACUUCUGACUAUUUCUGUCUCAAGUAACUUAGAUUCCUAUGAAUCUUUAUGAAUGAUGCAAUUGAUGUCAGGAGCAAAUAGGCAGUGCAGUCUUCAUUCCAAAUAUAAUUUACAACGCAUAAAACCAUUUGUUUCUGUUUCUUUCUGUACUCAGACUGUACAUACUAGGAUGACAUAUUUUGGGGUAAAAAUGGAGUCAAAUCAGUCUGCUUCAUCAAGCAGCUUGUCCAAGCCAAAGAAAACUGCUUCUAUAUUUCUCUGAAUGAAAUCAUGGACCUCCAGCACAAUUUGGAAGGAGUCAGAGAUCUGGAUAUUAAAUAAAACUGUGCAGACAUUGUAUCUGUAAACAUGGAAGCAUUGCUCCUCUGGCUUAUCAUACUGGAAAUUACCAGGGUGGUGAGAGGGUGGAAGGAAGAGUUCUACAGUGGAAAGUUCUAGCUUCUCAUCAAAGAGAAUGAUUUUAGCAGGGCAUUGAAAUCACAGUGCUUUUAGGGAGAGAUAAUUAACAAUGCAUUGUUUUGUUUCAUAUGAUCCAUGUACAUUUUUUCACACAUAUCUUUACAAUUGUUUAUGUUUCUAUUUAUUUCAUUAAAUUUAUACCCAGCUUGAUUGUAAAGGAAGAAAAAAACAACAACACAACACUUUCAAGGCAGAUUACAAAAAGAAGCAUAUAUCCAUUUUCAAAAACAAUGUUUCCAAAAAUGCAUGGCAAAUUUCAGAUAAAUUUGAAUUUCAAAACAGAACUGUAUUUUGGACCACAUAUUACUUUAAGUGUGAGUUUGAUAGAUUUGGCUUUAAAUUUGUGCUGCAUUGAUUUUUUUUUACCGACCCCUAGCACAGAAACAUUACUAUCUUCACCUACAUUCUAUAAAGAUCUUGUGUGGCAUGUUUCAUCUCCCUACAUUGUGAAUCCCACACAGGUACAGAAGGAAAAUAAAAUAUGUGAUGCAAAUAUGUAAAGGAAACUGCUGAACAUCCAGAUUUUGCAGGAUUUCAAUUCCCAUAAUCUCUUUGCCUGAGUCAAUCUGCAUACCCUUUCCUGGAGCAUCGUGUUACUUCUAUAAACUGUUCCUAGGGUCUUUGAUAUGAACCACACUAGUUUUAGAGAGAAGAGAGGAAAUCUAACUUUGGAAUCUCAAAUAAUUCUUGAGACGGGGGUUCCGUGAAGGAGGGUUCAGCAAAAUAAUAAAUUAUGUGUGAAGCCAUACCACCAAUGAGGAAGUCACCUGGUUGAUACCACUUCAUGUGGAACAGUUAUGGGAUCAUCUGUGGGGCAAUUACUGGUAUCUACUUCAAACGCAUUGGGAGACAGGAAAAACACCAUAAUUAGGCACAGCAUCCUGGCAAUAAAACAAAUUCACUGCGUUCAUUGAAAGCAUCAGCUUAGCUUAGUUUAGAGGCAACAUGGGAAGAUAGUUUAGCUUCGUUUAUAGGAAACAUGGGUUUCAUAGCCUGCACACUAAGUGAAACAUUUCAUCCUUCCUUUAGCAUCAACAGUUACAAAGAAAUGUCUGCCUUGAAUAUUAGCUGACUUUUCUAGCAUGCUUCUUUAGUGUCUGUCUGAUAACAUGAGUAAAGGGAAACUAUAAGACAUGAAACUGUCAGAGCUCAACCUGUGUCUUGCCCCAGUCCCAGGUGGCACCACAUCAGUGGUAGUUUUUUUAUGCCUUUCCAGGCUUGGUUAUUUUUUUCUUUUCUUUUCUGCAGCCUAGCAUGAAACCUCUGGAGAUUUCCCCUGAUGACAAUGAUAGUGAUCUGAAUAAAUGCCGGAGACAAUAA